ACAGCCACAGUGCAAGAUAUGUAUCAGAAGCUGAACGAUAUAUGGGAAGCCGAGGAGAAUAAGAAGCAAGAAUUAAUGGAAAAAUGCUAUACCAAUAUAUUCCCGGUGUAUUUACAAGGACUUGAAUGUGUAUUAAAGGAAAACAAUGGUGGCAAUGGAUUUUUUGUUGGCGAAAAGGUGACACUGGCUGAUUUAUCAUUUGCCGAUGUAAGCUACACGAUGGUGGAUUGGUGGUCAGAUGUUUUGAAAGAUUAUCCUAAGUUGAAUGCACUGAAGGAUCGUGUAGAGAGUCGACCACGAAUUGCUGAGUGGAUGAAGAAAAGGCCAGUGUGCGAUCUUUAAUAUUAGAUUUCAAUAAACGGUCAUACUGGGUU
Messenger RNA from Saccoglossus kowalevskii, 374 nucleotides. RefSeq names its product hematopoietic prostaglandin D synthase-like. Gene Ontology annotation, molecular function: glutathione transferase activity. Gene Ontology annotation, biological process: glutathione metabolic process. NCBI's taxonomy places the organism in Eukaryota, Metazoa, Hemichordata, Enteropneusta, Harrimaniidae. The record is from RefSeq and is a predicted model, not a curated record.